AUGACUGUGUGCAGUGGUAGUGAGCGCAAGAGCCGCCCUAGCGAUAUUGAGGCAAUGGAGGAGGAGGAGGAGCUGGAGAAGGAGGAGGAGGAGGAGGAGGAGGAGGAGGAGGAGGAAGGUAUGAACGUUCGUAGUGCGAUCAGGGUUAGUUGCUGACGUGUAGGGCGAGGCAGAAUUUGACAAAAAGACAGCAGCUGGUGUGGUCCGGGUGCUGCAGUUGAUGCGAAGAUGUCCUACAAGCCAAACUCGUGCAUGGAACGUCCGCUUGCAGUGUUGACGUGAGAGGUUGGCGCAUUUUGGAGUCGCGACUCACGCGUUUGGCUUUGCAGCGGUGAUGCGGUUGGCCUCGUAGAUCGCUGCGUCUGUCUUCAUUGUCCUCCUCCAGGUAUGUUGGUCUCGGUCGAGAUAUUCCCAGCUGACCAUGCUAGUCUGCAGACACCUCAGGGACGUCUUCACAGUGCCCUUGUAAGGACGGACUUGGCCUCCUUGCCUCCGGUCUGUGUGCAACUCCAGCGCACAGACCGGCGGCAACCAUCAGGAGUCCGGUAA
Molecule: messenger RNA, 549 nt
Organism: Spirometra erinaceieuropaei
Lineage: Eukaryota; Metazoa; Platyhelminthes; Cestoda; Diphyllobothriidea; Diphyllobothriidae
Source: the annotation of a GenBank genome assembly